CUUUGCGGUCAAUGAUGGCCUGACGGGGCGUUUUCGGCUUGAGGGACUCGACCGCUGUGACUGCCGACGCCGCUGGCCGUCUGGGGCCGCCCGCCGCGCAAAGACCAUGUUGCCCCGCCAUCUGCCUCCUCCGCGCCAACGUCACUGGCCAGCUCCUGCGACACUUGCUCAGCGACUCCAAAUACCGAGUCGCGCUGCCAGGAGGAUCAUCGUCGACCGCCAUGAUCGCGGAUGUCGAGAGCGGCUCUCGAGUCGCGAGAGGGGUUCGCCCCUACUAAAGUCUUCUUUUCCAUCGUCAGGGGCCAUUUGCACGCUGCUGUCGACGAUCCCCUCUAUCUGCAGCCCAGCCAAUACCCCUUUCGAGCGCCUCACAGUUGUCUCGCGUCGCGCGUCUCGCCACCAUGUCUAAUAGCAAGCCUCAGUAUCACGUUGCCAUCAUCGGCGCCGGCCUAGGCGGGCUCGCUGCGGCCAUUGGCAUCGCGAGGGCCCGUCACAAGGUUACUGUCAUCGAGCAAGCACCCGUGCUCGGCGAGGUGAGUGUGCGACAAAGGCCUCGAGGGAUCUGCAAGCCGCGGUCGUGACACGGCCGGCCAUGCCUG
This is a messenger RNA of Aplosporella prunicola CBS 121167, 599 nucleotides long. RefSeq lists its product as uncharacterized. The coding region runs from base 107 to 409 and encodes 100 amino acids. The transcript has a single exon. Lineage: Eukaryota; Fungi; Ascomycota; Dothideomycetes; Botryosphaeriales; Aplosporellaceae. The record is from RefSeq and is a predicted model, not a curated record.